AUGUCCGGCGAAGGCUCACAGGCGAGGAGCAGCAGGCACCACAAAAGCGAGCAUAGUAAGAGCCGACAUAGCAAAAGCCAUCACAGCAAGAGUCAUGGCAACAGAAGUAGGAGGAGCCGCCAUAGUGCUAAUGACAGAUAUCGUCCUCAGAAACCACCUUCGUUUCUUAUGCUUCUAUGUUGCGCUGAUUCUUGGCCUCGCCAUAGGAAGAUGUCCAGUGGGAAGUCGAGAUCGCACGGGCAUAAGCACAAGCAUAAGCACAAGCAUAAGCAUAGGAGUUCAAAAAAGCGUUCUCACGGAGUGACUGGAUCACAGGUGGCACAUUGGGUUGAGUCAGUGCCAACAGAUGCACCACCAGUAGAUGAGGCGCCGACUGAGGCGCCACCGGCCGAAGAGUCACCAGCUGAGGAACCGCCAGCUCAACCUACAGAAGAAAGGUCACCAUCGCCUGUAAAGCCACCUUCAACUAAAUCUCACCAAAAGGAAUAA
This is a messenger RNA of Fusarium venenatum, 489 nucleotides long. RefSeq lists its product as uncharacterized. Lineage: Eukaryota; Fungi; Ascomycota; Sordariomycetes; Hypocreales; Nectriaceae. The record is from RefSeq and is a predicted model, not a curated record.